This is a messenger RNA of Alligator mississippiensis (American alligator), 2717 nucleotides long. It is a transcript of the gene TAFA3, whose product is annotated as TAFA chemokine like family member 3. Bases 470 to 871 code for a protein of 133 amino acids. Gene Ontology annotation, molecular function: receptor ligand activity. The transcript is spliced from 7 exons. The record is from RefSeq and is a predicted model, not a curated record. NCBI's taxonomy places the organism in Eukaryota, Metazoa, Chordata, Crocodylia, Alligatoridae.
CCUGCUGCGCGGGCUGCGGGCUGCGGGCUCGGGAGGUCGGGGCUGCGCUGCGCUGCGCUGCGCCGCCCUGGGCAUGGCCCUGCCCUCGGCUUCCCCGUCUGGAGCCGUCGUGCCAGGGUGCAGAGUGCGUGGAGGAGCCUGUCUGCCCGGGCAUUUACUGGGUCCUGCACAUUGCUGCCGACACCCGAGAGCCCCCCGCGGGCGCACGGGAUGGAUGGGGGCUUGAGGGCUCUCGCGUCCCCGUCACCGUCCCUGGGCCUCCCCCAUCUUUGCCAGGGACUAAUCGUGGGAGGUGCUGGCCUGCAAGGCAGGAUCUCGCUGCAUCACAUGGGGAGCUCAGCAUGUCACAGAGCUGCGGCUGAUGUGAGCAUAUAGGCAGGUGCACUGAUGUUUGCCCUUCUUGGUAAAGACCUAGUCUGUCUGAGGCUGGCAGAGGAACCGGCAUCAGCUGCAAGACCCCAGUAAGAGAAUGAGUGAGAGAGACAUACGCAGCUUGAGCAGAUGGGGAUUUGUGCUCACUCUCUGCCUUAUCACGCUAUGGGGAAGACUGACGCUGGCCUCCUCCCACCACAGAAGCCAUUCAGUGCGCGUGGAGCCUGGCACGUGCGAAGUCAUCGCCGCCCACCGCUGCUGCAAUAAGAACAAGAUCGAGGAGCGCUCCCAGACGGUGAAAUGCUCCUGCUUCCCCGGGCAAGUGGCGGGGACGACCCGCGCAGCUCCCUCCUGCGUGGACGCCUCCAUCGUCCUUCAGAAGUGGUGGUGCCAAAUGGAGCCAUGUCUAGAAGGGGAAGAGUGUAAGGUGCUGCCGGACUUGUCAGGAUGGAGCUGCAGCAGUGGCAACAAAGUGAAAACCACCAAGGUCACUCGAUAGUUUCCGUGGAAGUCCUUCCGGAGGGUUGCCCCGAUGUGCUGCAGCAUCGCUUUCGCCUGGCCGCAGGAUGCUCCGGUCGUGUCCUGCAGAGCCGCGAGCAGCUGGAGGGUCCCCGUGGGAGAAGGACUGCAGCAGCACAGGGCUGGGAUGGCGGCGCCUCGUGAGCACCCAGUUGUUCUCGGUCCCCUGCGUCGGGCAGGGGCUCCGCUGGAGCAGCAUCCGGGAUUACAGACAAAGGGCACCGAUGCAGCCACCCAGCCUAGGAUCUGCGGAAACCUCCCUUGUUGCUGUGGGUCCAAACCCUGCCAGCCCCUGGCAUAGCGCGCCCGCGGAGGGGCUGCUGCAGACGCGACGGUGAUGGGCUCUGAAUGCGGCCGCCAGCCUCCCUCUGCUCCACGUUCCCCCUCAGCCUCACGGACGCGCACCAGGAAAUGUGCAUUGUUUCCCAUGCUGGUCAAUCAAGCCCUCGAGCCACAUAGACUCUAUUGACACUUACAGAGCGAGCGGGGGGGGGGAAAUAGCUUUGUUCUUUCUGCUGAAAAUUGCAGUGGCUCGAAUACUGGCUGUGAGAAGCAUCUCUCCCCUGGUCUCCAAGAGGGGUCGUUGCCAGGAGUUUAGGAUGCUGCACCUGGGUACCGUUCUCCCCAGUUCGGUCUCCUGGCUCAGAGGAUGUGGACAGGACUGGUAAGAGAUCUGCAGGUUCCCAGCUGAGGCAGCGGUAACCCCACGCAAGUCAAUGGGAUCGCGCUGUCUUUGCCCCAGGGGGCCAGAGAUUAACAUCCAGCCUAGCGUGUAGCGAAGGCCACAGCCCAGACUGAGCCCCUGAUGGAGACACCCGGGAGGUACAAUGCCUGCCCUGAGCAUCCCGCUAUUUUGGAAGCAAAGACCGGCUGGUUUCCCCUUGCUCGGGGAGGGCAUGAAUGAGGCUGCUUGUUUCCAAGCUGCUCUCUGCAGUCCACAUCACAGGAGCUGGAUUAGCACUAGUCUUCGCAGGAGAAGUUCGGGGAAGGGAAUCUCCUCUUCCCAUUCGGCCUUUCGUGCCUGGUUCAGCAGAGGUUGUUCACCUGAGAGGGGCUGAGGCAGCUUAGUCCCUUGCAUUCAAGAGGACGAAGCCAGAACACCCCAGGCGUCGGCAGCGAGCUCAGAUCCCUUACCGGGGCAAAUGAUGGCUCCUCAUUUCCUACCAUGUCUCAGGGGCUAUGGGGAGAGAAGGCAAACCCCAUUGUGCCCGCUUCUCCUUGCUGCAAAUCUUGGUCCUAAGAGCCAGGUGCAGGCCCUUGGCCUUGGGGUCCACGCCCUGCCCUGGUGGAGGAGCUGCCACGGGGCUCGGCUCUUUGGAUAUCCCGGCUGGUGCCCAUCAGUGCAAGGUGGUUUGUGCUGCUGGAGCCUGCUUCCCGGAGCCGGAGUGAGAGCUGCCCCUGGGGCGCGGCUCCCAGGCACGUCUUCUGUGGGGGCAGCGCCGCUCCUCCCUCCAGCUGCCUUCGGCUGCGCCCCUGCUGCAGUGCCCCGGGCAGGACUUGCAACAUCUGGAAUUGGUGCAGUGACUCCAGAAGCACGUGGAGGGAGGGCUUGGAAGCGAGACAGCCGGUGUGCCAGGCGUGCCCCAGGGGAGUGCUGAGGCCGAGGGCUGGGAUGGACACAGAGCAGCAGUGAGGAGGAGCAGGAGAUCCCCUUUGCAAUGCCUCUGGGUCCCUCCUGUUUGGGGGCAGCCUGGCCCUGAUACCACCGCCAGCCGACCUGCCAGGUUUGGUACCCACCCGCUUUUGUACUGGGGUUUGAACCCCUGCCCGGGAGGUGAUGUACAGACCAGACUGUGGAAUAUUAAAUACAUUUUAAUCUCUGCAAA